UAUUGCUACUACAUGUGUUUAUAGCAUGGAAUUGGCAGUACUACAAUUUAUUAAAUCUGUCGAAACGAACAGGAAACCGUGUAUGGUCAAUGGAAGUGGAUAGAAACAAGAAAGUAAAUAAAAAACAAGAAGAUGGCGAGGUAUAAAUGUAGCAAGAGUGUCGUUGGGUUUCUAUGCUGUAUUAUGUUUCUCAUUGGGGCAACAGUGUUCAUUAAUGGAAUGCUAUUAAGAAUGUCCAGCGGCUAUUUUGGUCAUGAAGUAGUGACACUCUUCAACAGAGUUGAGUACAAUAACGUCAAAUUCGGAUUUCUUCUGUCCGCACUUGUGUACGCUCUCAUUGUACAUGGUGGAAUUGUCAUGUUCCAAACUGUAUUCGGCCUUUUUGCUGCUGUGAAACGGGACAAAUGUGGCCUUAAAGCGUUUGUUGCAAUGGCUGUAUUGUUGAUAUUGGCAGAAGCUGUGUGUGUUGGAUUCUGGGUCUACGUGAGGGGAAGAUCUGACGAAUGGUUGAGAGGAGAGAUGCUGGACCUUCUCGGAGAUUACAAAGGUCCCCAGGACACUGAUGAAACAUCAAAAGGUUGGAAUGAAAUGUUUAUGCAGGCACGAUGCUGCGGAGUGAUAGACCAGUUUGCAAACGGUGAUACCACGGGGGAUUUCGAGGAUACACAGUCGGUCUGGUUCAACACAAAUGCAAAUAGUGAGAAAGUUCCGGCAACGUGCUGUCAGGGGGUAGAUGAUGACGAUAUUUCUAGCACCAUAAAUACGGCAUGCACGACCACCCCGAAAGAUUACUACACAAAGGGUUGUUACACACAACUCGUUGAUCUUACAAAACUCAACAGUAUCAUCUUCUUUUGUGCUGCCGGAGCCCUAUUGAUCCUUGAGUUGUUAGCUAUUCUAGGUGCAUGUUUGUUGCUUGACAGAGGCACCAAAGUUUCCCCGAUGGCCAGAGUUGAUCGACCGCCGACACCAUACGUUGCCAUGGACCGGAUCAUGAAAACAAAGUUUUAAAGUCGCGAGAUUGAAAUAUAUGCAUAAACAUCAAACAUUCCACCACGGAUUUUUCUCGUCUUUUGUUUGUAUUUGAUGGAUACAUCCACUUGAAAACAUUCAUACUAGAUCAACUAUGAUAAUGUACAUCAAAAGGCAAACAAAGUUGUCGAAUGACAAAUUAGUCAUUAUUGUUAAUUUUAAAAGCGUUAUUCGUAAAAUAUGAUAUUUCAUAAUUCAACAAUUUGUGUACUGAUUAUAUAACUAUUUCAUUUGACCCAUAUGCAUAUGUUAUGACUAGGCUGGUUACCUGCCCCUGUUUCUAUGUUAUUGGUAAUCGCAGAAUAGUACUUGGCAUGGAACCAGACUAAUAUUAUGACAUGACGUCAUAUGCGUUAUACACACUCGUAUUUUUAAAACUGUAAAUUGUACUCAUUUUUAGUAUGUGAUAAGCAGGAAAAAAUUAUAAAGCUUCAAAACUAAAUUUAUUGAACUCGUUGAAUGAAAUAAAUAUUAUAUAAUUAAAUUCAA
Molecule: messenger RNA, 1521 nt
Organism: Ruditapes philippinarum (Manila clam)
Lineage: Eukaryota; Metazoa; Mollusca; Bivalvia; Venerida; Veneridae
Product: tetraspanin-18-like
Exons: 11
Coding region: 133-1011 (292 amino acids)
Cellular component (GO): membrane
Source: RefSeq, a predicted model, not a curated record